UUUCUUAAUGAUAAUUAAGGCACGGGUAGCUUUCAUGCCAUGCUGCGAAGACUGCCUCCUAGGGAGAGAGAUACCGAAGACGGGAAGAGACGUGUCGAACAGAAAGCGGUGGGCUGGAGAGAGAGUUAUCUGUUGCCAGGCCCCGUUUCUAGGCGACCACAGCGGCGGGACCAAGAACCGUGACGCUCUACUUGCAGGGAAGAGCCUCUAUGGUUGCUAAAUGUGGCCGUUCUGCCUUCCUCUCCGUGGUUGGUGGGGCGUUCGGCUGACAACCCGGGGCUUAGGAGGGGGCGAUGGAACGGAAAGGAGCGCUUGGUCCAGCAACGCGUAAGCUUUGCUGCUCCUGUUAAUAAGCCAGGAUUGGUAAACAAUAAUUCUGAAGUAUGGUCCAGAGGUGGUAUUCCGCAGGUUCUGACCAGUUCUGGAGAACUGGUAGCAGAAAUUGAAUAGUUCGGAGAACCGCAGUUUACAGAGUCAACCUCUUGCCUCCAACAAUCUGGGUCCUCAUUUUACCCACCUCGGAAGGAUGGAAGGCUGAGUCAACCUUGAGCCUGGUGAGAUUCGAACUACCAAACUGCAGGCAGCCGGCAGGCAGAAGAAGGAGCCUGCAGUACUGCACGCUAACCAUUGCGCCACCAUAUCUGGGUUGUUCCAUUUGAAGUUUACUUUCCACUGCUUAUUUAGUUAGAAACUUAUGAGUUCAAAAGCCAGAAGAAAUUUUCAGAAUGCAACAUCAUACAACAUCUUUCUUUAAUUUGAUUUUCCUGCUUUCCUGCACUGUGGUAGGACUCCAUCAAGAAAAGUAUCCAAAGAGAAGCUUCUAAUCUAUGAAGGGCCAUGGGCUUUUGGUCUGCCAGCUUUCACCUCUCCUACAAACUCAAGCUAUUGAUGCUCAUUACCCUCUGCGUCUUAUUAAUAGGCUGGGCUACCUCCACUUACCUCGUGGAUAUUUUACAUGAAACUCCAGCCGCAAAAGGCAUGAUUGAAAGUUUCAGGAAGCCAACCACUAUUAAGGAGGAACAAAUGGAGAAUUCAAAGAGGAAGGCCAUGCUUAUCAAGAAACUACCCACAGCAAUACCCCCCUGUCCUUCUCUGUCUCCCUAUCUGCGAGGCCCCAGCAAGCUCAUUUUCAGAGCAUCUCUCACUCUGGAAGAACUGCAAAAAGAGAAUCCUUCGGUAGCCAAAGGGCGCCAUAGGCCAAAAGAUUGCACAGCUCAGCAACGGGUGGCGAUAUUGAUUCCACACCGCAAUCGAGAGAAGCAUCUGCUGUAUCUGUUGGAGAAUCUCCAUCCAUUCUUGCAGAGGCAGCAGCUGGAUUAUGGCCUUUACGUCAUCCACCAGGCUGGCAAUGCCAAGUUUAACAGAGCAAAACUUCUAAAUGUGGGAUACCUGGAGGCACUGAAAGAAGAGAACUGGGAUUGUUUUAUUUUCCAUGAUGUGGACUUGUUGCCAGAGAACGACUUCAACAUUUAUCUAUGUGGCAGUCAGCCAAAGCACUUGGUAGUGGGGAGAAAUAGCACAGGUUACAGGUUGCGUUACCAAGGAUACUUUGGCGGUGUAACUGCUCUGACAAGGGAGCAAUUUCUGAAGGUGAAUGGAUUUUCAAACAACUACUGGGGCUGGGGAGGAGAGGACGAUGACCUCCGGAUCAGGGUUGAAAUGCAGAAAAUGAAGAUAAUCCGACCUUCCCCCAGUAUAGCUAAGUACACUAUGAUCUUUCAUACCAGAGACCAAGGCAACGAGGCAAAUGGCCAGAGAAUGAAUCUCUUGCGUCAAGUGUCUCGAGUAUGGAAGACUGACGGGCUAAAUUCAUGCUCCUAUAAACUGCUUUCAAAAGAAUACAAUCUUUUAUAUACAAAUAUUACAGUGGAUUUUGGAAGGCAAACUAAGUUUUCAUAAUCAUUUCUUAUGGCUAAUAAAUUUUAUUCAAAUGGACCAAAAAAAGUAAUGACUUGAGCUACAGCAGUGAAAUAUUUCUUUUUCUGUUGGUGGAUACUCAACAAGUUCUUUACACACGGAAUAUUUUUUAAAACUGAUAGAUUUGUUAGUUACUUCCUUUUGAGCUAUAAGACAACAUUGAAAAUAAAAACUUUCUUUGGAUAAAAGUAAUCCUUUGUAAAGAAUUCUACGAACAUUUUUUUUUGAAAUGAAGAGAUAUAAGAACAAUUCAACUGUUAAUUUUUCAAUGAAGCAAGACUUUUUUUCAGUCCAACUUUUUAAAAUGUCUUUUUUUCAUUUGAAGAACUGCUCAACAUAUUCUAAACAGGGGUGGUACAUAAUUUCUUUUUCUUAAACAAGGAAAAAAUAAAACUUUGAAUAAAG
This is a messenger RNA of Ahaetulla prasina, 2322 nucleotides long. It is a transcript of the gene B4GALT4, whose product is annotated as beta-1,4-galactosyltransferase 4. Lineage: Eukaryota; Metazoa; Chordata; Lepidosauria; Squamata; Colubridae. The transcript has 9 exons. Gene Ontology annotation, molecular function: glycosyltransferase activity. Gene Ontology annotation, biological process: carbohydrate metabolic process. Bases 838 to 1899 code for a protein of 353 amino acids. The record is from RefSeq and is a predicted model, not a curated record.